AUGGAUAACCGCGGCGGCUUCUUCUUUUUCGUUGUUGCGGUGUACAUCCUGCUCAGCUCAUCGUCCCGCGCUCCGCUGAUCGAUCAGACCGGCGAACGUGAAAGACGGCUCAUCCACGAGGAGAAUGCGAUUAAGUUGCUGAAUGAAACCGUAUACGGCGAUUUUAGUCCUCCUUCAAAAAAGUGGCUUUCGAUACCUGGGUUAAGGCAGAAUGACAGUUAUUCUUGGGACUUGUUGCCGCAAGCACAAGAGAAGGCGAGACGGAAUAUACGACUUGCUCUAGAGAGUGGAGGACUCCAGAGUCCACCGGAGUUGGACUCACCAAACCAAGCGCCGACCGUUAAUCUAUCGUCAUUAUCGCUACCGGUGUAUCAAAACAUUACGGGAAAGCUUCGUGGAGAUUGGACUCGACAUACGUUACCUCAUGCGCCACAUAUAAACACGACCGCAUUGAUGCUAGAAAAUGAUUUUAUUACGCAAGAAUUUGGUUUAAAUAUUACAGGGGAAACUGGACGAAUAUAUGUCGAUUUCGUAAGUACCGAUGAACAGAAGAUCAAACAGCCCGGCACGCCAGUGCGUCAAAUUCGCGCAGAUCUGGCAAUUGAGACCGAUGAUUCCUGGGGCAGCACCUGGUAUAUGUCGACCUAUGGAUUACACUUUCCCGACCAGGGCGCAAUCAUCUUGACAACCACGAGCGAGAAAUAUGAUGGUCUUUUGUCCUUGCCUCAUUUGGCCCUUUCACAAGACACAUUCAAUAUUUCCCAUGAUGCUAUGGUGCAAGUACUCUCGGAUAAUAUUGCCAGAAGACGGAAUUAUGAAACCACUUUCUUUCCAUGGUCGUCGCUUCCUAGAGGAGCUCAUCCCAUGGCAUUCGCAACGCCGAAAUGCGAGUACAUAAUGUACAUACAACAACGCCCGGUCACCAUCAGCGGGAGCGCGCCGGACCGCACACUAUUAAAUCAAAUCGAGCAGGAGCUCAGGUUCCCAUUGGGAAUACCGAUUCCUCCUCCUCCAAUGAUUGAAAUGUCUUUUGUCGUGUUUUCUCCGGAUUGUGGGAUACUAAUAGAGUCGAAGGGCGCGCCUGAUUUUCCUCCUUCUGAAGAUCUCUACGUCAUCGGACCAAAACAAGAAGAAUACCGAAAAUUCGCAUCACGAACAAUAUACUCACUGGGUGCAAUCAUGACUGGACAGUUGUACUUGUUAAUGCGACAAGUAAAAGAAGCCUGUACACCAUCAACUAGAAGCCGUAUUAGUUUCUAUUCCAUUGCGCUAAUGGCUAUGGGCGAUGCAAUGGUCAUGACGAUGACAUUGCUAUCACUCUUUGCGGAUACGUCUUUUAUCGAGAUAGCGGCAACUGCGUUCCUCGUAUUCCUCUCAGUCUCUUACAUUGGCAUGAGAUUUAUGAUGGAAGUCUGGGCAGUACAGGUACCCGAGCGACGAAAUCAAGAUCGCCAACCUGAUACAAGCACCAACCAGGACACUCUACCACCACCUGUUACUGCAGCUGCAGCUGUUAGUUCUGGUGCGACUCCUGUUGUCUUACCUCCAGAUCAAACUGGGCCUGCACCUACUCCCACAACUACCACCACUACCACCACUACACCUGGGCCCGCGCAAACCGGCAAUACCAUGCCAUCACAAUCAGAAAUAGGAGCAGACGUUGGAACUAUGUACGCGCGGUUCUACUUUGUUCUAGGCUGCUUGAGUAUCGUCACGCUUUGGUCCUUUCUAUUCCCGGUUAAAGUAGGGGCGAUAUACGCCAAAAUUUUGAGUUUCAUCUAUCUGUCGUUCUGGAUACCGCAAAUCUACCGAAAUAUUAUGCGCAAUUGUCGCAAAGCAUUGACAUGGGAGUUUGUUAUUGGAGAGAGUGUCCUCCGCCUUUUUCCGUUCGUCUACUUUCUUACUGCAGAAGGUAACGUCCUUUUCAUCCGUACCGACACGACAACCGCAUUGGUGAUGAUCGGCUGGGUAUGGGUACAAGCCUGGAUCCUGGCCAGUCAAGAUAUUCUCGGUCCGAGAUUCUUUGUCCCCAAAGGCUGGGCUCCUCCGGCUUACGACUAUCAUCCUAUUAUACAUGAUACGUCUGGAUCUGGAACUGGCGAUGACUUGGAGUCUGGCACUACUCUACCUAUCGGCUACCUUCGCGCCGAAGAACGAGAUACCGCCAUACCAAGCAGUGCAGCAGGAAGCAGUCGUGCCCAACUCGACAAAGGACCACGACCAAAGGACAAGAAGAAGAAAAUCUUCGACUGCGCUAUAUGCAUGCAAGAUAUUGAAGUGCCCAUCAUCGUCUCACCGCAUGGUAUCGGAGCAUCGAGUAUGGCGGAUGGUGCGCACAUGUUUGGAGAGUUGGAUGAGGUUGAGGUUGCAGUGUCCGAUUUGUCGUGA
Messenger RNA from Talaromyces amestolkiae, 2388 nucleotides. RefSeq lists its product as uncharacterized. Bases 1 to 2388 code for a protein of 795 amino acids. Lineage: Eukaryota; Fungi; Ascomycota; Eurotiomycetes; Eurotiales; Trichocomaceae. The record is from RefSeq and is a predicted model, not a curated record. The transcript has 2 exons.